UUCACUAUGCUUUUCCUUUGCCAUUUUCUUCUUUAAAUUUAAAACUGCUGUACUUAAAUAAAUGACAGAUCCUUCUGAAAUAUGCAGUAAGUGGUGUGAUUAAUUAAAUCUGCUGUAAGGUGAACUAGUAGAAUGGUGCAGAUUUCAGCAAAUGUCUUUUGUGGAUGAAGUCUAAACAGAAGUAGGCAUAGCACGAAACUACAUCAAAGUCCCAUGUUAAAAUCUGUUUGUUAAGAAUCAGCAGCAUUUGUAGUUUGGUAUGGCAUUUCAAUUGUAUUUAUUUUAGUGAUAUUCACAAGGCAGCACACCACCAAUCAUAUAGUACUUAUAUAAAGACAGUGGGAUCAUAUUUAAAUGAAAUUCAUGGCUAGAGGUGAAAAUGAGGUUAUGUUUUGAUCAUUGCUCCACACUUACUUUUAACGGCACCUUUAUAUUUUCUAUUAUAUUAUUUUUGAUUGUAUUCUAUUUUAAUUGUAUGUUUUAUUAUAUGAUUUUAUUGUGUUUUCAGGAUUAGUUUGAUCAGUCAAUAGCUAAAAGGACGAUGAAUGCAAUUGUAGGUAAUAACUCCUGUCUGAUGGUAAUGUCUAGUGUGUGUGUGCGUGCAUGUGUGUUUAUGUGUGUGUGUGUAUGUUUUCACUCAGCAAUGAACUGUCGCCCUGUCCAGGGAUUGUUCCUGUCUUGCAUGCCAUGCUUGCUGGGAUGGGCAUCAGCUUCCCAUGAUCCUGCUCAGGGUUUGAUAAAGAAGUUUUGUGAUACAAUUAAAACAUUUCAUCAUGAGGACCUCCUCAAGAUCACAGAGUAUUACAGACCCUACCUGGCCUAUGUGAUUGAAUAUGACAUCACAAGUAUACUGCAAAACCUAGUCACCAAGAACAUGCUCACCAAUGAUGAGGCCAAGAGAUUCAAAGUCAAAGAAGAGUCUGAGGGGACAGAAGGUGUGGAGUCCUUUAUCAGUGACAUAAUGAAGAUGGACAGAGUGAUACUGGAGGCCCUGUGGAAGGCACUGGCUGAAGAACUUGUGAGAUUUCCAUCACCAAACCUGCCACGAAUACUGAAGGAGGUGUCAGAUGGGGGACCAGACCUCUUAGUGAAGAUUCAUGCCAGUCUCCAGUGUCCUCCCAUUAAGGCUCACAUUAAAGGUCUCCAAGAGAAACACAGAGGUGGUGUGUAUGAAUCCACAAGAACUCUGGAGGAUCAGGCUUCUCCUGAAGAUUCACAAACCAUAGCUGUGGCAUUUGAGGCUCAGUAUACAGAGCUGAUAGUCAUUGGUCAAUACAUAAGAACCUAUUAUGAAAGGCACCAUGAACUUGAGAAAACAGGGAGGACUCAUGCAGAGCUGAUGGAGGAGCGGGCAAAGGAGAAAUGUGAACGCAUCUGGACUGAGCAGCUUUUUAGAAGGAGCCCAGGAAGUGAGUCUUCACCUAACAUUGUAGUGGUCAGUGGGGUUGCUGGAAUUGGGAAAACCACUAUGGUGCAGAAGAUCAUGUUUGACUGGGCCAGAGGCACUCACUACCAGAGGUUUGCAUUUGUGUUCCUGUUUAAAUUCAGGGAGCUCAAUCUCCUAGACAAAGAGACAGAGCCACAGCAGCCCCUGACCAGGCUGAUUGCAAGGCACUAUAAAUAUCUCUAUGAUGACAGACUAAAAGAAAUCCUACAGAAACCUGAAUCUCUCCUCUUUGUACUCGAUGGGCUAGAUGAGUACAAACACAAACUGGACUUCACACAGAGCAAGCUCUGCUCAAACCCAGACGACUACUUUCCUGUUCACAUCCUGGUCACCAGCCUGGUCAGAAGGACAUUAUUGAAGGGCUGUUCAGUUUUGAUCACAAGUAGACCAACAGCCCUGGAAGACCUGGAUAUGGAGAGAGUUGAUCGUUUUGCAGAGAUCCUGGGGUUCUUCCCUGAACAAAGACUGAUGUACUUUAAGAAGUUCUUUGGUGACACUGAUCUGGGUGCUGAGGCUUUUAAAUAUGUGGAGGAGAACGCCAUCCUGUACACCAUGUGUUUCAACCCCUCAUACUGCUGGAUUAUCUGUUCUGUAUUGAAGAAUCAUUUCAUGAAACCUGAAGAAGAGCAAGGAGCCACCCCCAGAACGGUCACUGAGCUCUUUGUUAUGUUCCUUUAUAACAUUCUCACCAAUCACAGGAGAGAAACUGAGGACCAGCGGGGGAUUUUGGUCAAACUGGGAAAGAUGGCUUAUUAUGGUGUGGACAAAAGAAUUCUAGUAUUUUAUGACAAGAUGGAGAUGUCCACCUUUGGUCUCCAGCCAGCCUUGGCCUCUCCGUUCCUCUCAGGGUUCUUAAAAGAAAUCCUUCAGAGAGAAAGCACUCUGGAGCACACAACAUACACAUUCUACCACCUCACCCUGCAGGAGUUCAUGGCUGCCUGCUCCUUCUACCUUGAUCCAUCAGGGAGUGUGGAGGAAGUCCUUGCUAAGUUGGACUCAUGUAAAGAUGGCCGGUUUGAGAUUUUUACAAAAUUUAUUGCAGGACUGGCCAGGUCCUCUGUGUUUAAAACACUGGGGGGAAUCCUGGGAGAAUUUCAGAGAAUGACGGCAAAGAAGAUAUUGGAGUGGGUGAAGAAGAACGCUAGAAAGGCGCUACGGUGUGGAGAUAAAAGUGAAGCUCUGCGAGUGUGUCAAUGGCUCUUUGAAACUCAGAAUGAGAAAUUAAUCAGAGACGCCAUUGGGAAGGAUUUAAAGAUGGGCUUUAAUCACAUGAUUUUAUCUCCACUUGACUGUGCUGUGUUGGGCUCUGUCAUCAGCUGCUGUGGAGAACUUGAGACCCUUGACCUGUCAGGCACACGUCUCACUCCAGAGAGCAUGAGGAGACUGGCACCGGGGCUCAUCUGCUGCAGAAGUGUCAGCCUCAUCUCAUGUGGUCUCACCUCCACAUGUUGCUCAGCUCUCUCCUCAGUCCUUUCUUCAAACUCACGACUGAUUGAAUUGAACCUGAGCAGCAACAACAACAUGGAUAAUUCAGGAGUGGCACAAUUGUGUGAGGGGCUGAGGAGUGAAAACUGUAAAGUAGAGAAACUGAGCCUGCCUUUAUGUCGUCUCACCUCUACAAACUGCUCAGCUCUCUCAUCAGUCUUUUCUUCACCACAUUCACGACUGACUGAUAUUAAGCUGAGCGACAACAACAUGGAGGAUUCAGGAGUGGAUCAACUCUGUGAAGGGCUGAGGAGUGAAAACUGCAAAUUAGAAAAAUUGUGCAUCAUUCAAUGUGGUCUCACCUCCAGAUGUUGCUCAGCUCUCUCUUUAGUUCUUUCUUCUCCACACUCACCACUGACUAAACUGGAGCUGAACAACAACAACUUGGAGUAUUCAGGAGUGAAUCAGCUGUGUGAGGGGCUGAGGAGUGAAAACUGCAAGUUAAAAACACUAAGCCUGUUUCAAUGUGAUCUCCUCUCCACAUGCUGCUCAGCUCUCUCCUCAGCUCUUUCUUCUCCACACUCACAACUGACCGAGCUGGACCUAAGCAAAAACAACAUUGGGGAUUCAGGAGUGGAUCAGCUGUGUGAGGGGCUCAGGAGUGAAAACUGCAAAUUAGAGAAACUGAAUUUGUCCUUAUGUUCUCUCUCCUCAACAUGUUGCUCAGCUCUCUCCUCAGUCCUUUCUUCCUCACACUCACAACUGACUGAAUUGAACCUGAGCACAAACAACAGCAUAAAAGACUCUGCAGUGGAUCAGCUGUGUGAGGGGCUGAGGAGUGAAAACUGUAAAGUAGAGAAACUGAGCCUGUAUCAAUGUGAUCUCAAAUCCAGAUGUGGCUCAUUUCUCUCAUCAGUCGUUUCUUCUCCACACUCACGAUUGACUGAAUUGAUCCUGAGUGGAAAUGAAAUUGGGGACUCAGCCUUGGAUCAGUUGUGUAAGGGAAUGAUUAGUGAAAACUGCAAAUUAGAGAAACUGAGGUUGUCUCAAUGUGGUCUCAGUUCCAGAUGUUGCUCAGUUCUCUCAUCAGUCAUUUCUUCUCCACACUCACGACUGACUGAAUUGAUCCUGAGCAAAAAUGAAAUUGGGGACUCAGCCUUGGCUCAGCUGGGUAAGGGAAUGAGUAGUGAAAACUGCAAAUUAGAGAAACUGAGCUUGUCUGGUUGUGGCCUCACCGAUAGAUGUUGCACAGCUCUCUGCUCGGUUCUCUCCUCUCCACACUCACAGCUGACUUAUCUGGACCUGGACAACAACAAACUGGGAGAUUCAGGAACUCAUCAGCUGUGUAAAGGCCUGAGGAGCCCAAACUGUAAAUUAAAUACACUUGGGCUUUAUUCUACUGGGAUUGGUGAGAAUGAGAAGAAAGACCUGAAGUCACUAGAGGAGGAGCUGGAUAUGACUGGACGACAGAUGGAUAUCAGCGUAACUAUGUUGCUGGCUAGUGAGAAAUGGUGAUCAACUGAAAACAAGGAAUGGUGUCUACUGUCCACACCCUCCAAAUUCUCCUCUUUAUUCUUUUAUAACUUUUUAUAACCUUGUCAACUCUCCUCCACAUAUAACAAACUCUUCAUUUCUUCUUCUGAACUGGAGUGUUUCUUCUUUAAAAUUGCUUUUAUUUGUCCACUCUGUCACUUAACUUAUCACCAUACUCCAUGAGUUAAGACUGGAAAGCCCUGAGUUAAACCAGUUGGAUGAAUACAGUGGGAAGGUCCACAAAUUUCCCCAUUGGGUGAGAAAGUCAUGUGAAGGGAACAGCAAGAGCAAAGACUAUUGUACAGUCCAGUUUUAGUGUGUUGUGGGGAUGAGGCCUGUCCUGGCAUUGGGGACAAAUCUUGGGCAUGGCAUUGGUUUAUAACAGGACAAGGUGAUGGUAAUUUGAGAAGAAACAUCACAGAACUACUGCUCAUCUUCAGGAUUUGGCGUUGUUUAAACCCAUGUCUGCUCUGUUCCUUGUUUGCUGUCCAAUUUACUCACAACUUCUGACUUCUGUGUUUGAGCCAUGUGCUGAUUUGGAUUUUCAUUAAACUUUAACACACACAA
Polypterus senegalus (gray bichir) is the source of this 4972-nucleotide messenger RNA. RefSeq names its product NACHT, LRR and PYD domains-containing protein 12-like. Bases 542 to 4387 code for a protein of 1281 amino acids. Gene Ontology annotation, molecular function: protein binding. Gene Ontology annotation, cellular component: cytoplasm. The record is from RefSeq and is a predicted model, not a curated record. NCBI's taxonomy places the organism in Eukaryota, Metazoa, Chordata, Cladistia, Polypteriformes, Polypteridae. The transcript is spliced from 14 exons.